Molecule: messenger RNA, 2547 nt
Organism: Amyelois transitella
Lineage: Eukaryota; Metazoa; Arthropoda; Insecta; Lepidoptera; Pyralidae
Exons: 2
Coding region: 1-1032 (343 amino acids)
Biological process (GO): rRNA processing
Cellular component (GO): nucleus
Molecular function (GO): 3'-5' exonuclease activity; nucleic acid binding
Source: RefSeq, a predicted model, not a curated record
AUGGAUGGCCUCUUUAGCAACGCAUGUUAUUUACUAUUGUACUGUGUUGAUUUUAUUCUGAAUAUUCUGUAUAGUUUCAGUAACGUCGUGAUAUUCGCAGGAAGAAUAUUUCUAAGAUAUAUGUUUGAUGUAAAGAUGAAAGAGUCAUCGAAGAAAAGGAAACGGAAUAAUUGUGCCGAAUCGAAUACUGUUGCAUCUCGGGGUAUAAUCAAUGCUAACUGGCAAAAGUUCCUUUCAAGCAACUUGAUUAUGGAUGCAAAGACCGAAAAGCCCAUUUCAGAAGGUAACGAAACGUACACGGGUACUUUCAGACGUGCCAGGCGGAAAAAAGCGAAGAACCAUACUAAUGUAGAACAUAACCUAAAAAGUUUAAAUAUUGAAAAUAAGGCCGAUAAUACAAGCCAGUCGGCAACAACAGUAGCAAAUAACGAUAAUUUAGCCAAGGAAUUAGUCAAGAAUAAUGAAAAUUCUAAGAAUAAAAAAAAUAGUCUGACAAAAUUUGUAGCGAUAGAUUGUGAAAUGGUUGGUAUUGGUUACGGAGGCAAUGACCAUAUGUUAGCGCGAGUGUCAAUAGUCAAUAAAUUUGGGGACUGCAUUUACGAUAAGUAUGUGAAAGCGAGGGAGGAGGUUGUGGAUUAUCGGACCGAGGUAAGCGGUAUACGCAAAGAGGACAUGCUCCAAGGAGAAGACUUCACAAAGGUGCAGAAGGAAGUCGCAGAAAUCAUAAAGGGUCGUGUAUUAGUUGGUCAUUCACUGAAGAACGAUUUGAGCGUCUUAUAUCUGUCACAUCCAAAAAGAAACAUUAGGGACACGUCAAGAUACAAGCCGUUCAGAAAGGUGACAAAAGGCAGUACGCCUUCUCUUAAAAGGCUAGCCAAAGAGAUUCUCGGUAUAGAAAUUCAGCACGGUGAACACAGUUCCGUGGAAGACGCCAGGGCUGCGAUGCAACUUUACAAUACUGUAGCUAAAAAGUGGGAGGACAUGAUGAGCGAAAAGAGAGGUUAUAAUAGAAGACUUUUGGAUGAAUCGUAGCAUUUUAUAAAAUACCAUGCCGUUUGAACUAUGAAAAAUAAACAUUAGUAAUAUAUAUAUAAGUUUUGUCAUAAAUAAUUUGUUAUAAGAUCGGACGUAAUGUUUUAAGGCAGUUUUUGAGCAAUAUGCCGUGACAAGAUAGCGUGCCCUCACACACUGACCAUUGAUUGCUGCGUAAUACUAUUUAUACUAUCUAUAAAUAAUACAGGUAUUCAACGCGCACGUGACAUACCCUUAUUUUAUCUGGACCUUUCGAAUCAUGUUACAAUGAUCUGUAGUCUCCAGGCGGCUGAAAACGUGAAAAACCGGUGUGAAAAUUUAAAAUCAGUUAUCGCUACACAAGUUUGAAUCUUAUUUCAACUACUUUAGCAAUAAUAAUUCUUUGACACAAAGUGACCCAUGUAACAAUGGGACAAAAUCGUGUCACUUGUCCCGCCAUGGGAAUGCUCAAUGGGACUAGUGGCAUAGACUGCACUGCUAGUUGGAUGCGAUAGCCCAUCGCAUCAAUCCGCGCCACUGCAAUAGUGUGCGAGUGACAGGCCAUGACUUGGGCCGCCAUUUUGUAUUCGUUUCUUUAUUCAAAUUUAAAAAAAUGUAUUAAUUUUAUUAUGGGACAUUUCAACAUCACUCUUGAUAAUUGUCUUAUAUUUUGGUUAUUCACAACAUUGGUUGACGUCAAAUAAAUUAUUGAAACGGGAUAUUAUAUCGUUGUGUUCUACGUUGUGUAACGUAAUAUGUAAAAAUUUAACGUAAAUUAACAACUAUUUUUUGUUUAUAAAUAAUACAAUUUGACCGGAAGAAAUCUCCUAAGGAAUAAUCUGCCGUUGCGCGCUAUUGUUUUUGUCGUACUAUGUUUACUGUAGUUCUGGUAUGUAGGUUCAAUAAAGUAUGUAAAAACACAAUAUGUAUUUACAAACAAACAUGUUUGGGUUCUCGCCUAAAAAAGACAAUUUUCCCGGUUGCAAGUGAUUAUCUUGAUUCAUACUUAUAUGUAACUAUUGGCACUAUUUACCUUCAUCCGUAUGUAUUUUACUGACCUUUCAAAUGUUGAUUAAUUUGUUAAAGAUAAUCCGUAUUUAUACUAAUAUUAUAAAGCUGAAGAGUUGGUUUGUUUAAACGCGCUAAUUUCAGGAACUACUGGUUCCAAUUGAAAAAAUAUUUUUGCGUUGAAUAGACCAUUUAUCGAGGAAGGCUUUAGGCUGUAUAACAUCACGCUGCAAGUAGCAAAGCAAAGAAAUAAAGGAAUAUGAAAAAAAAACGGGGACAAUUAUCAAUUAUUCGUCUAUAGUCUAUAGUGGAAUAGUUAUAUUGGGCAUCAUUGAAGCCCUUAAGGCUUCAAUGAUGCCCAAAAUAACUAUUCCACGCGGACGAAAUCGCGGGCACAGCUAGUUUUAAAAUAAAUCUGCUUAUUAUAUGUCUUAAAAACAAGUGCCUCUCAUUCUGUUUGUUUUAAUAUCGUCAUAGCCAAAUGUUUAGCGUUUUUUAUUUUGACCAAUAAAUAUUUUUGUAAGAAUA